This is a messenger RNA of Acanthopagrus latus (yellowfin seabream), 4653 nucleotides long. RefSeq names its product FYN binding protein b (gene fyb1b). Bases 154 to 2490 code for a protein of 778 amino acids. Gene Ontology annotation, cellular component: plasma membrane. Gene Ontology annotation, molecular function: protein binding. NCBI's taxonomy places the organism in Eukaryota, Metazoa, Chordata, Actinopteri, Spariformes, Sparidae. Gene Ontology annotation, biological process: T cell receptor signaling pathway; protein localization to plasma membrane; integrin-mediated signaling pathway. The transcript has 19 exons. The record is from RefSeq and is a predicted model, not a curated record.
CGCACCCAAUGCUUUGUCACACUCUUUCACUAUCUCUCAGGACCUUUCUCUCUCCGGCAACAACAGGAACUCACACAGAUACACUGAACAAACACCGCUUUUCACACCGACCACUCGGACAUAGCAGAGGCAGCUGGGAGUGUUUUCUGCGAAAUGGACAACAAAGCUGACGUGAAGGCCAUGCUGGCUCGCUUCCAGUCUGGCGGGGGUAGCACUGAUGAGUCUUCUUCCACACCGCCGAUUGGACGCAUCAAACAGCCCUUGCACCCUACCCUCUCCUCUGGCCCGGCCAUACAGUCAAAGAAACCUGUCUUGGAGAGCCUCUCGGGCAGUGCGAUAAAUGUUCCUCCUAAACCUAAUUACCUGAAAAAUACAGUAUCGGCUAAAAGUGACACAGAUGCCCAUGAACCGAACAAAACGAAGGCCCUGGCCAACAGGUUUGCAAACACCCAGGAGGACACAAACACCAACAGCAAACCGUUCAUUGGUAAUAAACUUCAAACACCCCCGAAGCCACCGAUUUCAAACGCUCCUGGCCCUGGACAAAAGCCCCCUUUCAACAAACCCACCCUUAGCUCCACCCUGUCAGACUCCAAACCCACCUUUCCUAAACCCUCUCCAGCAGUUACCGUCAAGCCCAGCUGGGUGAAAGAAGACAGCGGUGGGGGUCCGGCCGGCUCCACACCACCCAAAUUACCUCCUUUACAACAAAAACCAAGCAGCAGCAUUUUGAAGUUACGUCAGCAAAACGAAGAUAUGCCAGGAGCUAACACGGACACAGCUAACAAACAUUUACCUCCGGCGAGCUCUGCUUUUAAACCUACCACCAACUUCAAGAACGCUCAGAAUAUGUUCAACAUGGAGAAGGACACGUCUGAGCAGUCAGUUAGUGGUGUGAAAGCAGACGAGGCCAACAAACCACCCCUCGUUGCCACAAACUCUUUCCCUCCUCCCAAGCCACUAGCCAGUAAAAAGCCUAGCUUGAAGAAGCCGCCAAAGCCUACUCCUCAGGCCAGCAGCGUGAACGGUGAUGACACUUCAGGCCCCAAGCGUAACCCCCUCCCCAACAUUUUAGCUUUGGGCCCUGCUCCUGCCAAGCCCAACAGACCCCCCAAAGUCAACCUGGAGAACUUUAAAAGAAGUGCUGAGGGCUCUGAUGGUCCCAGCACCUUCAAGAAACCCAUCAUCCCGACUCCUCCGGCCUCUCACCCGAGUGACCAUAGCAACCACAUGCCCCCGAGUCAACCCCCACCGCCUGCACUUCCUAGCCUGCCCCCGAGACACCCUGGAUCCAUGAUCCAGCAGGAGGACUUCUACGAUGACGUUGAUGAAAUCAGCAGUGCCCCUCCACCACUACCACCAUCCACAGGUCACCCAAGUCAGAGGGCAAAGGAGGAAAGUGACGAUGAUGACGGAGAGAUGUACGAGGAUCUUGAUGAACGAUGGGAAGCGGCGGAACAAAAAGACAAGGUGAAAGACGACAAGGAGGAGAAAAAACGACUGGAGGCUGAGAAGAAGGAGCAGAAGGAGCGUGAGAAGAAGGAACAAGAAGCCAGAAAGAAAUUCAAAUUGGUCGGCCCCCUGGAGACCAUCCACCAAGGGAAGGCUCGUGGGGAUUGCCGAGGCAGUAAGACUGACCUUGCCCUGAAGCAGGGAGACAGCCUGGACAUCAUCCGUGUCCAAGGCAACCCAGAGGGGAAAUGGCUGGGACGGACGCAGGAUGGAUCCAUUGGUUAUGUGAAGACAACUUCAGUGGAAAUUGACUUCAACACGCUGAAGAAUUGUAAAGCUCAGCAGGCGUACGACCCCGAGGUAUACGAUGACAUCGAUGUGGCGCACUCUGAUAACAGUGGGAUGAAAGGACCAGGAGUUGUAUUACCUCCGCUGCCAGGAGAGGGAGGAGAAAUAUAUGACGAUGUUGUGGAUCCAAACCUGGAAGUCAGUCCGAUGGACUCUUCUCCGACGAAGCCUCGUGGCUUCCUGCGGAUGUUUGACCGGGCCAGACGUCCUGCCAGCACUAAAGUAGUGCCUCCACCCAGCCAGUUUACUGCAGAUGGGAAUUCAGAUCAUCCAGCAAUUGAUGAGGAAAUCUACGAUGAUGUUGACUCUCAGAAUGUGCCUCCUCUUCCUCCCCUCAGCAGUCUUCCAACUUUUAAAGGCAAAAACAAGGACGAGAUGGACCCAAAGAAGCAGAAGAAGCUUGAGAAAGAGGAGAAGGAAUUCAGGAAAAAGUUCAAAUAUGAAGGGGAGAUACAGGUGUUGUAUAAGGUGACCAUCAGCCCGACGCUCACUAAUAAGAAGUGGAGUGGGAAGGAGCUUCCAGUCAAAGCAGGAGAAACCCUUGACGUCAUUGUUAAAGCCGUGGAUAACAAACUGGUCUGUCGGAACGAGGAGGGCAAGUUUGGUUAUGUUUCGACCAGCCACAUUGUUAUGGAUGAUGGUGAUAUCUACGAUGAUAUUGGUGAUGAUUGCAUCUAUGACAACGACUGAGAAACAUCCUGCAUUGAGUUCAUUUUUUUACACUGAUGUUGUUCAUGUUAUUUAUUUUGUCCACUGAUGACACACAGUACAUUGGGAGUUCCUUAUGGUUGACCUAAUAUUUAGAAUAUUUCACUUCAUUUUUUAUCACUCAACAUUAGAACUGGCUAAAUAAAUUGGACAUGUGGGUGAUGAUAAUGUCAGGCUAGUUUAAAUUCCAUUGAACAAUGUCGUCAUAUCAAAUUUCAAUGCUUCAAAAAAAUGAAUUGUAAUAUCUCAAAGUGGAAAACAUUUCUUUGACAACAGUAUUUGCAUAUUUCUGUUUUUAUGUUUUAUUCAUUCUUUGGCUCUUUUGGACUGCCUCUAGAAACUACAAAGCACUCUAUUUACAUGUAAGCUUUUACUGUGCAAUUUUGUAAGACUAGCUCCAUGUUUGAUCUAAAGUUGUAAAUAUUACUUGCUGUUCUGUUUUUACAGCUGGGAUUGGCUCCAGCAAAAACCCCCACAAUCCCAUAAAAGGGAUAGAGCAGUUACAGAAAAUGGAUGGAUGGAUGGAUGGAUGGAUAUUCUGUUUUCCAAUAAUGUCCAUGAUACGAUACCAUAUAUAUUGUAUACUCCAUUGCUAUGUGCUAAACUCCUCCUAAGCUAGCUCUGGUGCCGCUAAAAUACCGUACAUACAUUUAUGACAUAAAUUCAUACAAUUUGGGAGUAAAAGAAUGUGUUUGAUCUUUUGGUUUUGGUGUUAAAGUGUGAGCCUGUCAGCUACAGAGAGUGUGCACAGUUUCCAUGAGUACAUCUCACAAUAACAUGCACAAUACAUUGAAAAUGUUGAGCAGUUUUCUUAGUUCAAGCAAUUAUCGGUUAAUUAUUAAUAAUAUAUGCAUUAUAGUGGACAUUUUUCCAUUGGAAAACUGUUUGUACCACUGACAUGGUCUACAUCUGAUGCAAAAUCAGAGACGGCUGCAUCAAGAGUUAAGGAACAGAUAAAGGAAACACCAAUUUAGAUGAAUAACAAACUACACAAAACACAAACACAACAUAAAAUACUGACUUUGUUAUUGAUUACCUCUUGAUUAUUGGUUAAUAUACUUUUAAUCUGUUAAAUUCUUAACCAUCAACAUCUUUAAUUUCACCUGGAAUCAGCAACAAAAUCAUGAGCUUCUCAGUGCAAUUUAAGAGGAGGAAGGGAAGCAGUAACAUCAACAGUAACAUCUAGUGGCAGCCAUCAGAAACUGCAACAAUUGCAACUUUUCACCACUGGAUUUGGAUUUCAAGUUUCAUUAUUUGCUAUCACUUAGGUAAGGCUAUGUCACUGUCAUGUUAUUGAUAAAAUAGGCUACUACAGGAAAAAAAAACCUUAGAACAAUGUUUGGUACAUCGACCCAACUGUUACUGAAUGUUACUUGUAAUCUAUGAUUAGUUGGUCAGCACAAAAUUAAUCACACACUAUUUUGAUAACCAAUCAUUUUUUGAAUUUUUUUUUUUUUUUUUUUUUUUUCCAAAUACUAGUUUCUUAACAUUCACAUUUCCAUGUGAAUAUCUUUUUGGUUUCGGAUUGCUAGUUGGACCGAAGUUGGCAAAAUGCGAUGGACAUUUUCUCCCUCUUUACUGCUGUUAGACGCAGCUCUGCUUGUAUCCACUUGAGGUGGUGCCACAGUUUGGACUGAGGGUGGUAAAUUAUGACCAAAUGAGUGACAUAAACAUGCAUUACAUGCCAGUCAAACUCUCUGGCAGUGCACCUGCGUUGUUUUGAUGUGACUCUAUAAAAAGUGUCUGACAUAAGAACUGAUUAGAUGCAUUUUAAUGCCAAGUAUGAACAUUAAUUUUGAAUGGAGUAUUGCAGCUAACUGACUCUCUUGCUGAAAUAUUUAUCAAUAUCACCCAUAUUUGACCAAUAUGAUACUGGAUAUUGAUAUAUUUAGCCGGCCCAAUUAUUUUGGAUGGUUACACUCAGUUAUUUUAUACAUGCCAAUAGUUACCAACAAUUUAUACAUGUAUACAUACUAAUACUUUUAGCGUAUUCGUUUUGCUAAUUGUCUAUCUAUUUGCUAAUUUUGUUCUGGCUUCAUUACCUUGUGAGGCUGUGGAAUCCUCUCUGAAAUUCUGUCAAGUCUGUUGCUUAGACCACUGUUAACAGCGAACACGACAGGAAGAAAUAAAAAUGACAAAACAGUG